Messenger RNA from Lontra canadensis (Northern American river otter), 1444 nucleotides. It is a transcript of the gene BLZF1, whose product is annotated as basic leucine zipper nuclear factor 1. Gene Ontology annotation, cellular component: Golgi membrane. NCBI's taxonomy places the organism in Eukaryota, Metazoa, Chordata, Mammalia, Carnivora, Mustelidae. The transcript is spliced from 7 exons. The record is from RefSeq and is a predicted model, not a curated record. Bases 67 to 1272 code for a protein of 401 amino acids. Gene Ontology annotation, biological process: Golgi organization; Golgi to plasma membrane protein transport.
CUCGCGACCCUCAGCUCAGAAGAGCUUUUUGUAGAAGUUUUGAGGUGCAUUUUCACUGAUUAAAAAAUGACUACUCUUGAAAGUUUAGAAGCCAAAGUCACCCUUACUCCAGCCCCAGUCCGAGGAGCAGGAGAUGGCAUGGAAACUGAGGAGCCGCCUAAGUCUGUUGAAGUGACCUCUGGAGUCCCGCCCCUAAGGCAUCACAUCCUUCAGAAUCCACGGAAGAAAGCAGUUCCAGGCGAGAGCCCAGGAGUCCUUCAGCUCGGGAAGAUUCUCACUGAAAAAGCAGUGGAAGUUGAAGCCAUAAGAAUAUUAGUUCCCAAAGCUGCUAUAACCCAUGACAUCCCCAGCAAGAAUGCAAAGGUGAAGUCUCGGGGACAUCAUAGGGGAGAGCUCCUUGGUCAGUCAGAGGGAACUGUAGAACCCAGAAAGGAACUAUCGGAGGUUAAGAAUCUACUGGAGAAGCUCAAGAACUCUGAAAGGAGGUUACUGCAGGACAAAGAGGGUCUUUCAAACCAGCUCAGAGUACAGACAGAGGUCAAUCGAGAGUUAAAGAAGUUGCUAGUGGCUUCCGUUGGAGACGAUCUUCAGUACCAUUUUGAACGUCUAGCCCGUGAGAAAAAUCAGCUUAUUUUAGAAAAUGAAGCCCUAGGUCAAAACACAGCUCAACUUUCUGAACAGCUGGAACGUAUGUCAAUACAGUGUGACGUAUGGCGGAGUAAAUUCCUUGCAAGCAGGGUGAUGGCAGAUGAGUUAACCAAUUCCAGAGCAGGUUUGCAGCGUCAAAAUCGCGAUGCCCAGAGUGCUAUUCAAGAUCUCCUGAGCGAGCGGGAGCAGUUUCGUCAGGAAAUGAUAGCUACCCAGAAAUUAUUGGAGGAGCUCCUGGUGUCCUUGCAGUGGGGAAGAGAGCAAACUUACUAUCCUAGUACACAGCCUUACACCACAGCAGAACUAGCAUUAACAAAUCACAAGUUGGCAAAAGCAGUAAAUGCUCAUCUUCUGGGAAAUGUUGGCACUAACAGUCAAAAAAAGAUACCAUCAACGGUUGAAUUCUGCAGCACCCCAGCAGAAAAAAUGGCUGAAACGGUUCUACGCAUUUUGGAUCCAGUUACCUGUACGGAAAGCUCACCUGAUAAUCCUUUUUCUGAGUCUUCACCAACUGCCUUACUUGCUACAAAGAAAAAUAUUGGACGAUUUCAUCCCUAUACUAGAUAUGAAAAUAUAACUUUCAAUUGCUGCCAUCACUGCCAGGGAGAACUUAUUGUCCUUUAAUACAACAAGACAGCACUCGCUUCUUACCCAAGAGUCAUUAUUAUUUGGGAGCUGGAGUCUUACAGUGAUGUCACUUUCUAUCUCAGUACUGUAUAUCCCCAGCGAUGUUUCAUGUACUGGACCACAGAUUACCCUUUCUUAAUAAAUACCUCAGGGUAAGAAAAGAGUGAAA